This is a messenger RNA of Cololabis saira (Pacific saury), 5269 nucleotides long. RefSeq names its product pumilio RNA-binding family member 1 (gene pum1). The record is from RefSeq and is a predicted model, not a curated record. The transcript has 23 exons. Gene Ontology annotation, cellular component: cytosol; cytoplasm. Gene Ontology annotation, biological process: regulation of mRNA stability; miRNA processing. Bases 134 to 3652 code for a protein of 1172 amino acids. Gene Ontology annotation, molecular function: mRNA 3'-UTR binding. Lineage: Eukaryota; Metazoa; Chordata; Actinopteri; Beloniformes; Belonidae.
AUCAUGCAGCGCUGCAGCCGCCUGCUCCUCCGCCGAGCCGCCAUGUUGUCGGAGUGAAAGCCCGGGGUGUCACGGAGAAGCUGGGGCCAAAAUCCGCGACCAUCCGCCCUCUCCGCCGACAGGCUGUGGUGGAAUGAGCAGUGUGUGUGUGUUGAAGAGGAAAGCAGUGCUCUGGCAGGAUUCAUUCAGCCCCCACCAUAGAAGUACAUCUCCCAGCAUGCCUGUAGUGCUGAGCAGCGGAGGACAUGCCCCCCCAACUGGACCGAUUCCUCAGGCCACACCCCCCAGCCAGCAGGGUGGAGCAGGGGCUGGACGUUCCCAGGAUGAUGCCAUGGUAGACUAUUUCUUCCAGCGACAGCACGGAGAACAGCCCGGCAAACACCGCUGGCCCACUGGAGACAACAUCCAUGACAGCCAGUGGGCUCUCUAUGUGCAGGUACGGUCCAUGGACGAGCUGAACCAUGACUUCCAGGCUCUGGCUUUGGAGGGACGUGCGAUGGGAGAGCAGCUCCUAACUGGUAAGAAGUUCUGGGAGACGGACGACUCUGGGAAGGAUGGACCAAAAGGGAUAUUCCUGGACCAGUGGAGGGACAGUGCGUGGGGCGCCUCAGAUCACUCUGUGUCUCAGCCAAUCAUGGUGUCCCGUCGGCCGGGGCAGGGUUUCCAUGGCGGAGGAGAAGUGGGGGUUGGUUCGGUGAUGUCACCACGGUCUGAAAGUGGGGGGCUGGGAGUCAGCAUGGUGGAGUACGUUCUCUCCUCAUCACCAGCGGACAAACUGGAUUCCUGCCUCCGAAAAGGACCAUAUGGACAGAGGGAUGGAGAAGUGGAAGAAGAUAAGAGGGAGAAGCCAAAAACGUUUGAGGGAGAGAAACUAAAAGAGUUAACAGAAGGUGAAUCUGACGUCAUUAAUGAUGUCAUCAGUGAUGUCAUCAACCCGAAUGGGCUGCCUGUACAGAACGGCCUGGACGUCGACGUGAAGGAGUUUGGUCGUCCUCCAGGCAACAUGCCCGCCCCGGGUCCCGAGAGUGACCUGCUGGGAGGCCCCGGGGGUGUCGGGGCCGAGGGCUUGACACCUCUGGGGGGCGGCGGAGGCCCCAAACCUCCCGAGGACUUCUCUGGUGUUGAACAAGGUGGUGUUACCAUGGACCCCAUGGAGUCUGUGAUGGAGCCACUUCAGUUUGACUACAACUCUCAGAUGCCCAUGGACUCUCAACCCACCGUGGGGUUGUUUGAUUACACCAACCAGCAGCAGCUGUUUCAGAGAAACAAUGCCCUCGCCGUGCAGCAGUUAACAGCAGCCCAGCAACAGCAGUACGCACUGGCAGCUGCACAGCAGCCUCACAUCGGUCUGGCUCCAGCAUUUGUGCCCAAUCCUUACAUAAUCAGUGCUGCACCACCAGGCACAGACCCCUACGCGGCAGGACUGGCGGCAGCAGCUACACUUGGCCCAGCGGUAAUGCCUCCCCAGUACUAUGGCGUUACGCCUUGGGGGGUCUAUCCAGCCAACCUUUUCCAGCAGCAGGCUGCUGCAGCCAACAACUCAGCCAAUCAGCAAGCAACGGGCCAGGGCCAGCAGAACCAACAGCAGGUGAUGCGUGCUGGAGGAAACCAGCGCCCUCUGACCCCCAGCCAGAGCCAGCAAGGUCAGCAGAAUGACCAGCUGGUGGCGGCAGCAGCGGUAAACUCGGCUCUUGCCUUUGGGCAGGGGUUAGCAGCCGGGGUUCCUGGGUACCCAGUCUUGGCACCUGCAGCCUAUUAUGAUCAAACGGGGGCCCUGGUGGUCAACACUGGAGCCCGGAGUGGGCCUGUCCGCCUUAUGGCCCCCGCCUCCGUCAUUAUAUCUCCUUCUGCAGCACAAGCAGUCGCGGCAGCAGCAGCCUCUGCAGGCGGUGCCAACGGUGGUUUGGGUGGAGGUGCUAAUGGUCCGUUUCGUGCCAUGACGUCCCAGCAGCAGCAGCAGCAGGGCGGCCCUGGGGGUGCGCUGGGAGGGAGCUCCUUCUAUGGAUCUUCGUCCCUCAGCUCUUCAUCUCAGAGCUCCUCGCUUUUCUCACAGGGCUCCGGCCAGCCCGGACCAGGGUCGGCCUCACUGGGCUUCAGCCAGCCCGGCUCAUCCUCUCUCGGUGCCACUCUUGGAGCAACGCUAGGAGGUUUUGGUACUGCAGUGGCCAACUCAAGUGGUGGCAGUGGUUCCAGGCGAGACUCUCUCACAGGCAACACUGAGCUGUACAAGCGCACACCCUCCAGCCUCACACCCAUUGGCCAUGGAGGUUUCUAUAACAGCACAUUGGGCUUCAGUCCAUCUCCUGGGCCUGUGGGAAUGCCCCUACCCAACCAGGGACCAUCCCACUCCCUCACACCCCCACCCUCCCUGUCCAAUCACAGCUCUUCAUCCAACCUCAAUCUUGGAGGCCUGACCAAUGGCAGUGGCCGUUUCAUCUCUGCAGCCCCGGGAGCAGAGGCCAAGUACCGCAGUGCCGCCAGCUCAGGCUCCUCCCUCUUCUCACCCAGCAGCCAGCUGUUCCCGUCAUCACGGUUACGCUACGGGAUGUCUGACGUGAUGCCUUCAGGCCGGAGCCGCCUGCUGGAGGACUUCAGGAACAACCGCUUCCCCAACCUGCAGCUCAGAGACAUUGCUGGCCACAUCAUGGAGUUCAGCCAGGACCAGCAUGGCAGCAGGUUUAUCCAGUUGAAAUUAGAGCGAGCGAGUUCAGCUGAGCGCCAGCUUGUCUUCAGCGAGAUUCUGCAGGCGGCGUACCAGCUCAUGGUGGACGUCUUCGGAAAUUACGUAAUCCAGAAAUUCUUUGAGUUUGGCAGCCUGGACCAGAAGCUGGCUUUGGCUGAGAGGAUUCGAGGCCAUGUGCUGUCUCUAGCCCUACAGAUGUAUGGCUGCAGGGUCAUUCAGAAAGCUCUGGAGUUCAUCCCCUCAGAUCAACAAGUCAUUAGCGAGAUGGUGCGGGAACUGGACGGCCAUGUGUUGAAGUGUGUGAAGGACCAGAACGGUAACCACGUGGUGCAGAAGUGUAUUGAAUGUGUCCAGCCUCAUGCACUGCACUUCAUCAUCGAAGCCUUCAAGGGACAGGUCUUCGCCCUCUCCACUCACCCAUACGGCUGCCGAGUCAUCCAGCGCAUUCUUGAACACUGCCUCCCCGAACAGACGCUGCCGAUACUAGAGGAGCUUCAUCAACACACAGAGCAGCUAGUGCAGGACCAGUAUGGGAACUAUGUGAUCCAGCACGUUUUAGAGCACGGACGAGCCGAGGAUAAGAGUAAGAUAGUGGCGGAGAUAAGAGGCAACGUACUGGGACUCAGCCAGCACAAGUUUGCCAGCAACGUGGUGGAGAAGUGUGUGACCCACGCGUCCCGGGCAGAACGUGCGGUGCUGAUAGACGAAGUGUGCAGCCUGACUGAGGGCCCCCACAGUGCCUUAUACACCAUGAUGAAGGACCAGUACGCCAACUAUGUGGUUCAGAAGAUGAUUGACGUGGCGGAGCCGACGCAGAGGAAAAUCGUGAUGCAUAAGAUCCGGCCCCACAUCUCCACCCUGAGGAAGUACACGUACGGGAAACACAUUCUCGCCAAGCUGGAGAAGUACUACAUGAAGAACGGCGUGGACCUGGGUCCUCUUUGUGGUCCUCCUAACGGCAUUAUGUAAACGGCCCACAACCUUCACCCCACCCUGCAAUCACAUCUACCAUCUGACCCCCAACCCCAACCCCCGCCCCGACUCCCUUGUAUCGGCACGUCUACCUGCCCCCCGCCACACUGUCCCCAUCAGACUCUUUCAGAAAUCACGGCCACAACCCCCCCCCCCUGCAGAUCUCCCCUAUUAGGAUGCAGAGUAAACAUCAUACCCCCCACCCCUGGAAACCCUUUGGAAGGACCCUGUUGCCACAGGUAGCCUUAGGUGUGUUUAUUUGUUUCCCCCGCUCAAUCCCAGUCCUGCUGAACUGGGGGAAGGAGUGCAGUAGGUGGAGUGAGAGGUGAGCCCUGAUCCCCCUUUCUUCACUCCUUUGUAUUUUUCUCUCGCUCUCCUUCCGUUUUCAUUAUUUCUAAUGAACUCAAGAAUCAUUUCACCGUUUUCUCUGCUGCACACUUGAGUCCUAGCGUCCUCCCUCCCUCGUAAUUUACCACUAUGAAAUGGAAUGAGUGUUUAAUUUUGUUUGACAUCACAGAAUCAUCGGCGAAUACACACGCGCCAUCAGCUAACCAGCAGACAGAUCAUUUAGCAUGGGAGAUUCGUUUUCUGGUCUUGCUUCUACAAAUAUAACAUGUAUACUUGGUGUAGACCUUUGCAUAUAUAUAUAUAUAUAUAUAUAUAAAUAUAUAUAUAUAAAACUUUAUAGUUUUUUCUGGUUUUUGAUGUUGAAUCUGUAUCUAUAAUGUAUCCUAGUAGUGACCACAUACUUCUGACUGUAUAAUUGUACAUUUGUAAACCCUUGUAAUGUAAAAGUGCUUUACCACCCUUUUUGGUAUGAGAAGAAAAAAAAAAAGAAAAAGCCUACUCUGGAAAAAAAACAAAACAAAAAAAAAACUGUGCAUUUCAGUGUAUAUUCUCACCUCCUUGGUUGUGACAUAUGAGUUAUUGUAUAUUGUAAAUUGUAAUAUCAAAUUUUUGUUUUGAAAAGCCCUUUCUAUACAGCGUAGUACUUGUACAAAGAUUCAACACGCUCGCUUUUAUCUUUAUCUCGUCACUGCUUAACUUAAGACUUCAGUAUCCCACUGACUCCUAAUUGGACACGUUCUCUUAGCUCUUCUAGUGUCCUCUGGCUUAUGUUAAAGGUUGUUUUUGUUUGUUUUUUUAAUCUUUUUAUAGGAAUACUUUACCCCAUGGGUUGGUUGUGUAUUGGUAUGCUGGCUGGGUGGGAUUAAUAACAUUUGCUCAGUUGUCCCCCCCGCCCCCUCUUAUUACCCACGACCGUUUUCAGGGGUAAACCCAUGAUUGUACAGAGGAGAUUCUUGUGGGUUUUGUUUGUUUUUCUUUCUCUUUUUUGGCAUUUCUCUAGUGCUGUAAGUGCUGUAUCAUACUGUUUAUGUCAUUUUUGGGUGAGAAAGGCAGCCCACCACAAUGCAGUGUACAUUUGAAGCAGCCUUGUGUAUAUUUACUACGAGCACACCUGUAACCAUAAGUGUAUAGUAAACAGAACCUGUGUAUGCUUAUUGCCUGGGCAACUAUUUUUUGUAACUCCUGUUGUAGAUUGUCUCUAAACAAUUGUGUGAUCUUUAUUUUGAAACCAAACUGAACAAAAACAAAAAAACUUUGAAAAUUUAA